GCUGUUCCCGGGCUGUUCCCGAGCAGGCCCUGCCGCGCCUCGGGGCUGCCAUGCCGGUGGUGGCCGCCGCCCCCCUGAUCAGCUCCGUGCAGAAGCUGGUGCUGUACGAGACCAGGGCUCGGUAUUUUCUAGUUGGAAGUAAUCCUGCAGAAACCAAAUACCGUGUUUUGAAAAUAGAUCGCACUGAACCAAAGGAUUUGGUUAUAAUUGAUGAUAAGCAUGUUUAUACACAACAAGAGGUGAGGGAACUUCUUGGUCGCUUAGACCUGGGAAACAGAACAAAGAUGGGACAGAAGGGUUCUUCUGGGUUAUCUCGAGCUGUCUCUGCUUUUGGUAUAGUAGGGACAGAUCUACGAAAUAGCCAGACUCUAGAAACUUGGGUGAAGAUCGUGCCAAACUCAGCUGAUCUUGGAAUACAAAUCAUGUAUAUUGGAGGUCAUGCAAUAUAUAAAAUAGAGGAUACAAAUAUGAUCUACAUUCCAAAUGACUCUGUAAGAGUUAGUCAUCCUGAUGAGGCCAGGUAUCUGAGAAUCUUUCAAAAUGUGGACCUUUCUAGCAACUUCUAUUUUAGUUACAGCUAUGAUCUAUCUCACUCCCUUCAGUAUAAUCUUACUGUCCUGAGAAUGCCACUUGAGACAUUAAAAACUGAAACAACCCAAACCCGACAAGAGAGUUUUGAUAUAUUUGAAGAUGAAGGACUUUCAACACAGGGGGGAAGGGGUGUAUUUGGGAUUUGCAGUAAGCCUUAUGAAAAGUACGUGUGGAAUGCCAAGCUUCUGGAAGCAGUAAGAACUGCUGUUCAUCGUGAUUGGCUGCUAUAUAUUAUUCAUGGAUUCUGUGGACAAUCAAAAUUGUUAAUAUAUGGCCGCCCUAUAUAUGUCACUCUGAUAGCCAGAAGAUCAAGCAAAUUUGCUGGAACACGUUUUCUAAAACGAGGAGCAAACUGUGAGGGAGAUGUUGCUAAUGAAGUGGAAACUGAACAAAUACUUUAUGAUGCUUCAGUUAUGUCAUUUUCUGCGGGGAGUUAUUCUUCCUAUGUUCAGGUUCGAGGGUCUGUCCCUCUGUACUGGUCUCAAGAUAUUUCAACUAUGAUGCCUAAGCCACCCAUAACACUGGACCAAGCAGAUCCUUAUGCACACGUUGCUGCUCUUCACUUUGAUCAAAUGCUUCAGAGAUUUGGCUCUCCCAUUAUUAUCUUGAAUCUUGUGAAGGAACGUGAAAAAAGAAAGCAUGAAAGGAUUCUCAGUGAAGAACUUGUUGCUGCUGUGACAUAUCUCAACCAGUUCUUACCCCCAGAGCAUGCAAUUAUAUAUAUACCCUGGGAUAUGGCCAAAUACACUAAAAGCAAACUUUGCAAUGUCCUUGACAGACUGAAUGUGAUUGCAGAAAGUGUAGUAAAGAAGACUGGAUUUUUUGUAAAUCGACCUGAUUCCUACUGCAGUAUCUUGCGUCCAGAUGAAAAGUGGAAUGAACUGGGAGGUUGUGUUGUUUCCACUGGUCGCUUGCAGACUGGAGUCCUCCGAACCAACUGUGUGGACUGUUUAGAUCGCACUAACACAGCCCAGUUUAUGGUGGGGAAAUGUGCUUUGGCCUACCAGUUGUAUUCAUUGGGAUUGAUUGAUAAACCAAACUUACAAUUUGAUACAGAUGCUGUAAGAUUAUUUGAAGAAUUAUAUGAAGAUCAUGGAGACACGCUUUCUCUGCAGUAUGGAGGCUCUCAGCUUGUCCACAGAGUGAAAACAUACAGAAAGAUUGCUCCAUGGACUCAGCAUUCCAAAGAUAUUAUGCAAACACUCUCAAGAUACUAUAGUAAUGCUUUCUCAGAUGCGGACAGGCAAGAUUCUAUCAAUCUCUUUCUGGGAGUGUUUAAGCCUGCAGAAGGAAAGCCACAUCUCUGGGAACUUCCCACUGAUUUUUAUUUGCAUCACAAGAACACCCUCAGUCUGUCACAGGCAAGGCAAAGCUAUACUUACUGGUGGACCACAGGUGUGCUAAAGCAUUUACCUCUUCCUUUUGAUGAAGUGACGUGUGCUGAAAACAGACGCAAGUUGACAGUGAAGAAAUUCCACAAAUACGAAGAGGAAAUUGAUAUCCACAAUGAGUUUUUUAGGCCAUAUGAGUUGAGCAGUUUUGAUGAGACCUUCUGCUUGGCAAUGACCAAUUCUACACGAGAUUUUAUGCCUAAGCACACUGCCUUUCCUAAUAGGAACAAAAAUAAUAGAGAAGAAACUGUGCUGCAGCGCAAAACAGCUGCUAGUGCUCCUCCACCCCCAAGUGAGGAAGCAGUGUCAAGUAGCUCUGAAGAUGAUUCUGGGACUGAUAAAGAAGAUGAGGGUGCUGUUUCUCAGCGUUCAACUCCAGUAAAGGUGACUGAUACAGGAGACAAUACAAAAAUUGCAGAGAAUGUAGUGCAAUCAACAAAAGAUGUGUAUGGAGUCAAUCUUUCAGAUAUCCCUUCAGAAGAUGAUCUUGCAAUAUAUGCAAGGUUUGUUCAGCUGGGACAGAGCCAGCAUAAACAAGACAAGGGCAGCCAGCAAUUUUGUUCAAAACACCUCUUGGAUAAGGUCAUAAAUUUAAUACCCAUCUCCUCCUUUUCUCAAGACAAUAUUUAUGAAGUCCAGCCUCCAAGAGCUGAUAGGAAAUCGAUAGAGAUUUUCCAUGCACACAUUCAGGCUGGAAGAGGAAACAUGCAGCUUCUGGGAAGAGAUGAUUUCCUCAUGUACAGAGAGUACAUUCGAAACAGAUACAUGUAAAUCCAAGCCGGAUUCUCCUGCCAAAUCUACUGUACUGAUAAGUCCCAAAAAUAAUUUUAGAAAGGAAAUCUAGUUUUGUUCUUUUGCAGUAAUGAAUUUAUUACUAACUUUUCUAUUUAUUAUUCUUUACUGCUACCCAUUUAUUGUAUUGUUCUUUAGGGGAAAAGGUGGUUUAAUAUCUGAUUUAAAAGGUUAUUUAAUAUCUUUUUAGCUGAAAGUGUAUCCUAAGAGACUAAGUGAAUAAUCAGAGCUGCCAGAGCUACUAGAGAGUAUGUAGCUAUUUGUGGUAAAGAAAAUAUGGCGUCUUUAGUUUUUUUAUGUUUAUUUCUUACAUUGUUAUGUUUGAUAAUAAAACUGAAGUGAUUUGUACACAAGAAUCAGAAGAUAAUAGUUUUCUUCCCCUUUCUUUCGUGAUAGAAAACAAUCUUCUUUUACAGCAGAAUAUUUUCUGAUAUUUCUUGAGGUUUUUAGAAAAGUGAGUGCUAGAAUGACUGCUUGCAAAUUUCUGCCUUUUUAAGCAAAAGUGAAAAAUAUGUGACUUAUGUCAAAAUCAAAAUUUGCAUCAACACUAAUAAACUUUGUAACCCUAAUAUGUGUCAAAACUAAUCUCGCUGGUGCUGGUAGCUACAGAAUGUGUACCACAUGCUGCAGGGUGAAGAUGGCUUGUGGCUAAUUACCACAGGUUUCUAGCAGGAGUCUGAAGAGAACCCCAUAACAACUACAAAUGAGGGAAUGCUCUUCACAUUACUGGCUUUGGACACCUAGAGAGUGCCAAACCAUCCUGUCAUUUUUCUUUAUGGCAGGCAUUAUCCUUUUGAAGCAUACUCUUCCCAUCCCUGUGUUUGUGCUCCUGUGAGGUGCCUUGGAGUUGAAGCCUAGAGUCUCUGGGUAAAGUGGUGUUGGUAAGUGACCUGAUCAGCUGGAAUGGUCAUGCAAGAGCAAGCAGUAGUUGGGUUAGGCAAGACUGCACAUCAUGUCUUUUGCUUGCUAAGAGGUAAAGAGGCAGCAGGUGUCUAAAUAGAUUCUUUUGGGCUUUUGAGUAAAACAUUUUCAAAUUAAAAAAAAAAAUAAGGGAGGAAUCCUACUAUUUGCAAUUGCAAGCUUAAAUUCCCAACACUUUGUAGCCCUUUACCUUGAAGAAUACUGACAGUAUCAGCAGCACUACUGACAAAAAACAUUUUGUUCCACAAGCUUGUACAGACCAUCUUUCAGAAUUUUCUGGAAUAGCAGAAUAACUGUUUUAGGGAUGCAGCCAACUGCAUGUAACAGAUGUAGAGAACAUGUUUGUGUUCACAGUAAAUUCCUUUUCAGGCAGCUACUGUAGAUUUGUGGCUACUCGUUGCAAACAUGUUUGCAUAUAUUUGAAUAUUUUAUGCAGUAAGUUGUACCUCUGUUAGCAAUUCAAUGUACGAAAAGAUGCAGUGGGUAAAGGGAAGAAAGGUUUCAUGUGGUACAAGUUUGCGUGUCUCAGGGAAAGACUUGCAUACAGUCAAUGAGAACACAGUACCUCGUAGAAGCAUUUUGGUGUUCAUUCUUUUUUCUUAAUUGUUUUGAGCCAAAUGGUUGUAUUUUAGGAGAUGCAAGAAUUAAUUGUCAUUUUACAUUACUUCAUUGCAAUUGUUAAUGUUUUUUUCCACAGAAAAAAUAAACCUAUACUGAAUUAUUUUGCCCAAUAUGAAAAUAAUUAGAAGGAAUAAAUACUUGCUUUGAAAAAAUGUA
Molecule: messenger RNA, 4472 nt
Organism: Cyanistes caeruleus (blue tit)
Lineage: Eukaryota; Metazoa; Chordata; Aves; Passeriformes; Paridae
Source: RefSeq, a predicted model, not a curated record